ACAGUUCGCUCCUCUUUUCGUGUACGCGCUACUCUCUCUCGCCCUCACACUCGUCCACCUUUUCGAUUGUCAGGCCUCCAGCGGCUAUCACUCGAGCAUGUAUGCAUGGGUAAAAGCAGUGCAGCAAAAUGUCAAAACAGUGAAGUGUGAUCUGUGCACGUUAAGAGAUCAGUGAACCUUAAAAUCGUAGAGAAAGUUCAGCGAUCUCUCGCUCUCCCAGUUCUCGCUCGGCAUAGUCUUUUGAAUUGCCUUAAGGCUCCUAGCUGCCACGUUUAGUGCGAUAUGCUCGGCAACUGGGCGCAACGGCGCCGUCAUCGUCAUCAUCGCCGGCGGCGCAGUUCCUCGCCUCGUUAAUCUUCCGCUCGCGGAUUAUGAUAACAGCUGACCGAAGCUUCCCCUAUAUAUUCGCUAUGAUGCUGCUUGUACUGCUGUUGCUGUCGCUUCUCGAUAGGAGCUUGGCUCAAGAAGCUUUCGCGGCGGAUCAGAGGUUUCUGGCUGGCUACGGUCCGACCACGAAGAACAACAGUGGCUGGCCGCAAUUCGAGCUGAGCGUUGCGCGCAACGUCACCAUCGCCGUUGGCCAGACGGCAUUUUUGCAUUGCAGAGUCUAUCAGCUCGGCGAUAAGGAGGUGUCGUGGAUGAGGAAACGAGACAUGCACAUCCUGAGCGCAGGUAUUGCCAUGUACACCUCGGACCUGAGGUUUCAAGUGAUCCACCCGGAUAAAUCGGAGAAUUGGACGCUACAGAUCAAGUCGCCUCAGCAACGCGACUCGGGCAUUUACGAAUGCCAGGUCAGCACCGAGCCCAAGAUGUACCUCAACUACACCCUUAACGUCGUCGAGCCACGAGCGAGGAUACUUGGUGCGUCGGAGGUGUUUGUGAAAACUGGUAGUUCGCUCACCUUGACCUGUGUCAUAUCACAGGGCCCGCACAAUCUCGGUACCGUCGAGUGGUACCGUGGGAGCAGCGUCGUCACCACAUCCAAGAUAUCCCCUAACGACGUUGACACCGAGCCACGAAUUGUCGUCGACAGCGAGUGGAGCGAUGCUCUUACCUCCAGAUUAAAAAUCAACCGAAUAAGGUCGACUGACACUGGAAAUUACAGUUGCGUCCCGACAGCCGCAGAAAGAGCGAGCGUCAACGUGCACGUGAUCAACGGUGAACACCCUGCGGCGAUGCAGCACGGCAACACAGCAGCCGGUUGGCCAACAUCGCGAACGAUUCUCUUGGGUUUGGCUUUCUUCCUUGGCCAGCUGAGAUAAUGUGCGGGCCGUGCGGCACGACCGAACUAAAUCGACGACCCGAACAGCAAAUGCUCGCAGAAAAUAACGAUAAAAAAUGAAAGAAAAUGGAAAAAAUGCGUCAACUGUCUUGCUCCGUCGUGCGUCAUCGCCUGCAGUAAAUAGCACGGCGACGCUUCCUCGCGACAUUCACUUGUCUCUCUUUUCGGCAUUCGUCGUCGACGACGAGGAGUGAAUAGACAAAGACGAUGGGAAAUCACUACUUUCCCGGAGAAGUGAAGAGGAGCCUUGAAAACGCUCUGGGAAGAAGCUUUGAAUGGCAAAAGCCAACGGCAAAGGACUAGCGAGUGAAAGAGAGAGAAAGAGAGAGAGAGCCUGACUUCCCUUGCUGUCUUUUGCCGAGCGCAUAACUGAGACCAUUGAAAGGAUUAGACUGUUGUAUGUAUGUGUAUAUGCGUGACUGAGUGCAAAAGCAAAAUAAAAAUAAAAAGCGAUUUGUCUGGGUGCGUAUGUGGGUGUAUGUAUGUGUGUAUGUAUAUAGAAGAGAAAAAGAGCUCGAUCGGGUUGUGAUCAGUCAUGCGAAGAGCGAAAAAGACAAACUAGUGUUCGCUCUUUUUCGCAAAAAAAACCGAGAGUUCUGUGUGUGUGUGUGCGUGUGCGUGCGUGCGUGCGUGCGUGCGUGCGCGCGCGCAUAUGUGUAUAUGUUAUUGCGUGUAUUCGCGCAAAUUCCAUGCGCCGCAAGACCUUUCUAGUGUUACACAUAUAUGUAUGUUCACCAGCGAGACACUAUUAAAAACCGUGCACGCACGCGUAAUUAUACAUACGAAGAGAGAAAAAGAGAUAUAGAUAUUAUUAAUGAUGAUUACAAGAACGACAGAAGACACGUACACAUCGUUUAUGAAAAGAUAUAUUAUAUGAUAUACAGAAACAAAACAAACACGUAGGGUUUUCUUAGAGUGAAAGAGAACUAAAGUGUAUUUGCGUGAUAAAAAACAAAGAGAGAAUGUUCGAUGAGUUUUUCAUUUUUUUGUUUUAUCGUAAGUGUCUAAGAUACGAAAAAAAUGAAAAAAAAAACAAACUUCGAGACAUUUAGUGUAUACCCUUUAAACGCCCUUUCCAAAUGCGACACUCUUCGACACCAUCUUGUACAUAAU
This is a messenger RNA of Phymastichus coffea, 2395 nucleotides long. It is a transcript of the gene dpr1, whose product is annotated as zwei Ig domain protein zig-8-like. Gene Ontology annotation, biological process: synapse organization. Bases 372 to 1262 code for a protein of 296 amino acids. Gene Ontology annotation, cellular component: neuron projection membrane. The record is from RefSeq and is a predicted model, not a curated record. NCBI's taxonomy places the organism in Eukaryota, Metazoa, Arthropoda, Insecta, Hymenoptera, Eulophidae. The transcript is spliced from 7 exons.